Molecule: messenger RNA, 1812 nt
Organism: Penicillium bovifimosum
Lineage: Eukaryota; Fungi; Ascomycota; Eurotiomycetes; Eurotiales; Aspergillaceae
Product: sugar porter family MFS transporter
Exons: 3
Coding region: 1-1812 (603 amino acids)
Biological process (GO): carbohydrate transport; transmembrane transport
Cellular component (GO): plasma membrane
Molecular function (GO): carbohydrate:proton symporter activity
Source: RefSeq, a predicted model, not a curated record
AUGAAAUUCCCAUUUCUCAAAAAGUCUGGCAGUGGCGGGACGAAGUCCCCGCCACUGACUGACCUGUCGGGGGAAUCAUCAGCGGCCGAUCGCGAGAAGAGAGGCAGCUUUAUGGAUGAAUCUCGUGUGCCGUGGGUGACAUGGCGGUCCGUACUGCUGGGUGCUUUUGUCUCGAUUGGUGGUAUCAUUUUUGGAUAUGAUACUGGCCAGAUCUCGGGCUUUUUGGAGAUGCACAACUACAAACAGCGAUUCGCGCAGCUCAAGCCAGAUGGGACUUUUAGGUUCAACAAUGUCCGGUCAGGGCUGAUAGUCUCCAUGCUAUCCAUCGGAACAUUGAUAGGAGCCCUUGUCGCUGGUCCAUUGACAGACCGAAUUGGCCGAAAAUGGUCGAUCUUUUUCUGGUGCAUCAUUCUCCAUGUUGGGUUGAUCAUCCAGAUCUCCUCGCCCACAGGAAAGUGGUAUCAGGUGAUGAUGGGGCGCUUCAUAACCGGGUUUGGCGUGGGAGCCUGUUCGCUUCUGGUCCCCAUGUACCAGGGUGAGAUUUCACCGAGGCAUAUCCGAGGAGCUAUGGUGUGCUCCUAUCAGUUAUUCGUGACAUUGGGCAUCUUCGUCGCAAACUGCAUCAAUUUCGGCACGGAGAGCUUGGACAGUUCAGCAUCCUGGCGGAUCCCACUCGGAAUUACAUUCCUGUGGGGUCUCGUUCUUGGAAUUGGCAUCCUUUUCUUCCCCGAGAGUCCUCGGUAUGACUUCCGCCAUGGCCGUGUGGAACGGGCACGGCGCACCAUGUCUAAGCUGUAUGGCAUACCCGAGAACCAUCGGGUGAUCGUGCAUGAGAUUGCAGAGAUUCAAGAACAACUGGAUGCCGAGAAAGGUUCACGCGGUGGCAUCCGGGGAUGGUUUGAGAUGUUCAACGCGCCGCGCAUGACCUAUCGUAUUGUACUCGGCGUGGUGCUCCAAGCUCUGCAGCAGUUGACCGGUGCCAACUACUUCUUCUACUACGUUAGCAUCCUUUUACCUCCCCUGUAUUAUGUCUUUUCAACUAAUUCGAUCCAGGGCACUGUAAUCUUCAAUGGGGCGGGCAUCAAAAACACAUAUGUGACACAGAUGAUCCUGGGCGGCGUGAACUUCGGCACGACAUUCGGCGGCUUGUACGUGAUUGAGCACUUCGGGCGCCGCAAGUCAUUGAUUGCGGGUGGAAUCUGGAUGUUCUGCUGCUUUAUGAUCUUCGCAUCUGUGGGUCAUUUCUCGCUAGACGUUCAGACGCCGGAGAAUACACCGGCGGCCGGUACCGCCAUGGUGGUCUUCGCAUGUCUGUUCAUCACAGGCUUCGCGAUGACCUGGGGUCCGAUGGUAUGGGCAAUUGUGGCGGAGCUAUACCCAUCGAGGUACCGGGCACGGGCAAUGGCCAUGGCGACGGCGUCAAACUGGCUCUGGAAUUUCCUGAUUGGAUUCUUCACGCCGUUUAUCACCGGAGACAUUGACUUUGCGUAUGGAUAUGUGUUCGCCGGUUGUCUGUUUAUCGCAGUGCUCGUUGUCUAUUUCUUUGUUCUGGAGGGCAAGGAUAAGACACUGGAAGAGAUGGACAUGAUGUAUGUGAUGCGUGUGCCACCAUGGAAGAGUAGCAAGUGGCAGCCACCGGCGCCAGAAGACCAGCUCACCACCGAUCAGCUUAUGGACCGGAAGAUGGCCAAGAAGUAUAACGAGGAGGAGGAGACUGCAGCAAGCAGAAAAGUGGCGGAGGGUACGCCUGGGCAUUCCCAUGCAGAGAAUCCUGAGGAUGCUGCUGGGACUGGCCCCUCGCAGCGUUCUUGA